AUGGAGCAUCAGAGAUGUUACAUCUAUGAGCCGCCGCACACGCAGGAUCGCGCGCCCAAGCGCCAACGGACAGGCAAAUUCGAGCCGCAGGCGCAGCUGCGCGACCGGCUGGCGACGUACCGCACUCUAUGGGCACGGCAGGAAGAGCGGAUCCAAAACACGCUAGAAGGCGCCGACAGCGCGACCCAGGAGAAGAUUGUGAAUUUCAUCUCUACGGCCAGUUCAUGUGCACAUGAGCCCCAGUCUGCCGUUCCAACAGCGCUGAUUGUCGCUGGGCCCAGCAUUGCGUCUCACGGCCCGUUCUUCGAGCGCCUCGGCAGGAGCAUCAGACAUGGCAAUAGCGCAUAUGCUGUGCUUACCUCGAGCGAAUGUCCCAAUCUCAAGGCGCUGCUGAAGAAUCUCAUCAAGAAGGUGACGUCGCGCGUUGACGACGACGAUGAGGAAGAUGAUGUUGAUCGCCCGUCUGCGUCGUCGAGACAUGGUCCGAAGCUGCUGAAUUACGACCUUGGCCAUAUCCAGGAGUGGCAUAGGAAAUCACGUGUAGAGAGCAUUGUGGUGGCGUUGCAGGAUAGCGAGGCGUUUGAUGUUGGACUGCUUGUCGAUUUUGUUGAUCUCCUGCACACAUGGCUUGAUCGUCUUCCCUUUGUGCUGCUGUUUGGCAUUGCGACGUCUGCAGAGAGUUUCGAGGAACGGCUCUCAGGCCACUCUUUGCGCUACCUCCAAGGCCAAAAGUUCGAUGUCACGCAGUCAGACGACACCAUUGAGAAACUGUUUCGAGCUACCGUUGCCAGUACACAUGUGGGUCUGCACAUUGGAUCCAACAUCUGCCGGCGCAUGCUCGAUCGGCAGAAAGAUCACGUGCAGAAUACGCAGGACUUUUGUGACGGGCUCAAGUACGCUUACAUGUCGCAUUUCUAUGCUAGUGUGCCGAGUGUGUUCCUCAACCAAGACAUUGCGUUUGAUGCUGUGACGCCAGACGCGUUCGAGGCACUGCGGAAUCUGCCGUCUUUCCGACGAUGGAUAGAAGAGAUACUGGAGCAGGGCCGUGUGCAAGACGUGCGGAGCGCGCUUGAAGACAACAGAUAUCUGUUUGAUCAAGUCGCCCAGCACAUAGAAUCCGGUCAGCAAGCCAUGGCAACCAUGAGCCACGCUACAAGCGUGCUUGCCAGCAUACGCGAAUCACUGCAACUGUCGCCCAACGUACGGCUUUCGACUCUAUGGACGCGUGCAGCCGCCGGCGAGCUGGCUGGAUCGCCGCUUGUUCGCGAGACCAUGCUGUCGAUCAAGAAGAUCCCAUCUGACAGACUAGUCCAAUUGCUUAUAUCACUGCGCGAUCUCGCCGGCAAGUACUUUCCCCUGGACAUUGUCUCGUCGGAGCAGAAACUGGAAAGCCUGCUGCAAAAUGCCGACGCGCCUCUCCGCACGCAGCACGACGUCCGCAACGAUAGUCUGCGCACGACAGUCGUAGCGCAAAAGGUGCUCUUGAGCAAGCACAAAGCCGCGCUGUCGGAGCAAGACAAGGCCUACUCGGACCUGGUAACGCAGUUCCACGACGACCUGGACGCGUACUUGAGUGCGGCGCUGGUCGAUCCACGGACCUUGUUUCUCGCGGAAAUCCUCUUGUACGACCUCAAAUCCCCGCAUGUAGAGGUGUUCCAGCCCAAGCCCCGGUUUGCGGUCGAGCGGGCGCUGGCGUCGCCCCAUGACUAUCUGGGGUGUGAGUGUUGCAGCGGCGUAGAGGGCAACGCGGCAGCGCUGUCGGCGACGCAGCCCGCAACGGCCAUUGUGUAUCAGAUGUACCUUGAGUCUGGCACUUUGAUCAACGUGAGCGAUCUGUGGUCUGCUUUCAACGCGAUUGCCGGAGAUGGGGCUGAAGAGACGGAACCCAAGACGAUCGCGCUCUUCCAGCGAGCACUGGCUGAGCUCAGGUACCUGGGCUUGGUGAAGCCAAGCCGAAAGAAGACGGACCAUAUAUCCAAGAUUAUGUGGAAAGGACUAUAG
Exserohilum turcica Et28A is the source of this 2001-nucleotide messenger RNA. RefSeq lists its product as uncharacterized. Gene Ontology annotation, molecular function: DNA replication origin binding. The record is from RefSeq and is a predicted model, not a curated record. Bases 1 to 2001 code for a protein of 666 amino acids. The transcript has 4 exons. Gene Ontology annotation, cellular component: nuclear pre-replicative complex; DNA replication preinitiation complex; nuclear origin of replication recognition complex. NCBI's taxonomy places the organism in Eukaryota, Fungi, Ascomycota, Dothideomycetes, Pleosporales, Pleosporaceae. Gene Ontology annotation, biological process: DNA replication; DNA replication initiation.